Molecule: messenger RNA, 3130 nt
Organism: Gigantopelta aegis
Lineage: Eukaryota; Metazoa; Mollusca; Gastropoda; Neomphalida; Peltospiridae
Product: piwi-like protein 1
Exons: 19
Coding region: 174-2897 (907 amino acids)
Biological process (GO): regulatory ncRNA-mediated gene silencing
Cellular component (GO): P granule
Molecular function (GO): protein binding; piRNA binding
Source: RefSeq, a predicted model, not a curated record
UCUAACAAGGUUUGACUUUUCUACUGAUCUAGUACAUUUUACGGCUAAUAAUUAACAAUUUUAUGGCAAGAACUGGCAGAAAGAACCUCAGUUCACGGCAGAUGUAUCGGACUAGGUUUUCAUGUGAGGAUUUUUAUUGUGGGUUGUUUACACACAGUAACACUGCAGUCUAGAUGCCAGGCAAAGCAAGAGGCCGGGCCCGUGGAAGGGCACGUGGAGGACGAGAAGCCCAAGAAACAAGACGUCCUGGGGAACAGCAGCCCCAACUAGGUGAAAUUCAAGAACCAAGACGUCCUGGGGAACAGCAGCCUCAGCAAGCUCCAGCUACUCCACUACUGGGCGCAGAAGGUGGGAGUCCACCAGAUCCUAGAGAAGAUGUCGGAGAACCUUUCCCAGCACUGGCUGCAGGAGCCGUGGGUCCAGCAGUUUCUAGUGGACGGGCUGCAUACAGGGGAGGGGCCAGGGAGCCUCGGCCUGGGAUGGCUGGAGAGGUCCCUAGAGUUCCCGUAGAGGAGAUGCAGAGGAUGGCCAUUGGGACAGGAGAAGCCAGUGCGACUGGACACCAACGAGCAGAGUAUGGUGAUUUGACCACCCGUCCUGCACAUAUUAUUGACAAGAAAGGUACUUCUGGAAGACCUAUCGAGCUGUCCGCCAAUUACUUCAGACUGGAAACAGCACCGAACCUUAUCCUUUACCAGUACCACGUUGACUACAACCCACCAAUAGAAUCACGGAGGUUGAAGGCAGCCCUGUUAGGUGCUCAUGAAGAAUUGCUUGGAAAAGUUCGCGUCUUUGAUGGAAUGAUUCUGUAUCUCCUAAAACGACUGCAUGAAAAGAAGACGGAGGUGUAUUCCACCAGACAGUAUGAUGGGGAGCAAAUACGAAUAACCAUAACCUUGACAAACGAACUGCCACCAAAUUCACCACAGUUCAUUCAGGUGGCAAACAUCAUCUUCAGAAGGAUUUUGUCUAUGAUUGACAUGAAGCAGAUUGGAAGAAAUUAUUUCAAUCCUACUUUGUCUGUGAAUAUCCCUAGACACAGACUGCAGGUGAUGCCUGGUUUCACGACCUCCAUCCUGCAGUAUGAGACCAGCGUCCUCCUAGGUAUCGACGUGGCACACAAGAUCCUGCGAACCGACACCGUGCUCGACAUCAUGUACGAAAUGUACGAGAGGGGAGGGGCGUCGUUUUAUGAUGAUGUUUUCAAGAAAUUUGUUGGGUCUAUCGUGCUGACCAGGUAUAACAACAAGACGUACCGUUGUGAUGAUAUCGAGUGGGACAAACACCCAAAAGACACCUUCAAGAUGAGAGACGGAUCUGAUAUUUCAUACAAGGACUAUUACAAACAGCACUACAACAUUACGAUCACAGAUGAUGAGCAGCCCCUGCUUGUUAGCAAACCAUCUAAAAGUGAGCAGAAGAGGGGUCACAAGGACCCGAUUUAUCUGCUGCCAGAGCUGUGCACACUGACGGGUCUGUCUGAGGAAGUGAGAUCAGAUUUCCACGUCAUGAAGGAUGUUGCGACCCACACACGGCUGGAACCAUCAGCCAGAAGUGAAAGACUUUACAGCUUUAUAAACAAAAUUAGUCAGAAUGAAGAGGUUGCGGCAUACUUACGUGAUUGGCGUAUGCGAUUCAGUGACCGACUUAUGAAACUUCAAGCACGGAUUCUCCCUCAAGAGAAAAUAAUACAAGGCAAUAAUGCAGUGAUAAACUACAGGCAAGAAGAUGCCGAAUGGUCACGCGACAUGCGUGGAAAACAGCUUCUCGUCCCAGUCCGUCUGCAAAACUGGGUGGUUAUUGGCACCAGGAGAGACACUGGUUUAGUCACUGAUCUGGUUUCAACACUGAACAGAGUCGGUCCACCCAUGGGCAUGUUCAUUGAUAAGCCAAGAAUUGUCGAAUUGCCUAAUGACAGAAACGAUAGCUACAUUGCAGCUCUGAGGGAGAAUAUUUCACCAAAUGUACAGAUGGUUCUCUGCGUUUGCCCGUCAAGCAAGAAGGACCGAUAUGACGCCAUCAAGAAGACGUGUUGUAUUGAUCACCCAAUACCCAGCCAAGUCGUUCUGACCAGGACCAUUUCCAAGAAGCAGAUGUUGAUGAGUGUAGCCACAAAGAUAGCUAUUCAGCUGAACUGCAAGCUCGGGGGAGAGGUUUGGGCAGUAGAAAUUCCGCUCCAACACACAAUGGUCAUAGGCAUAGAUACGUAUCACGAUUCGUCGUCCAAGGGUCGUUCUGUUGGCGGUGUCGUGUGCAGUGUAAACCGACUGAUGACCAGAUACUACAGCAAAGUGACGUUUCAGCACAAUCACCAAGAGCUCAUAGACGGCCUGGAGCCAGCAAUCAUCGGAGGACUUCGUCAGUUCCACGCUGUGAAUGGAGUUCUGCCAGAGAAGAUCAUAGUCUACAGAGAUGGUGUGGGAGAUGGACAGCUGCCUGCUGUGUUUGAACACGAAGUACCACAGAUGAUCCAGGCUAUGAAGAAAUGUGGAGGCCACGGAUACGACCCAAAGGUGGCAGUUGUCAUUGUCAAGAAAAGAAUCAAUGCUCGUUUCUUUGCUGGUAGUGCUGAGAGAUUUACGAAUCCCCCACCAGGAACUGUUGUGGAUUCAGAAAUUACAAAACCAGAGUGGUACGAUUUCUUCCUGAUAAGUCAAAGUGUGCGCCAGGGAACAGUGACACCAACGCAUUACAACAUAAUCUGGGAUAAAACUGGACUGAAGCCAGAUCACAUGCAGAGACUGGCAUACAAACUGACACAUCUCUACUACAACUGGCCGGGUACAAUUCGUGUUCCGGCACCUUGUCAGUAUGCACACAAACUUGCCUUCCUCGUUGGCCAGUCACUUCAUAAGGAGCCGUCCCCAGCCUUGGCAGACAGACUGUUCUUCUUGUGAUUAAGCUUACUGUGUGUGAACAGAUAUGUAGUUAUGUUUUUUAAAAUUGGAUGUACGAUACUAUCAAGUGAGUAAUCUUAUGUUUUCAGCUAGAUCAGGGGUAAGGAAGAGAAACGUUUGCUUUUACACCUGCUCAUUUGCGAUUUGACAUAAUCUGUGUAUAGUUCUGGCCUUGUUUUUGUUCAGCAAAUGGAAGUUGUUAGCUUAAAGUCGCAGACCCGAUUUUCAACCCU